Halteromyces radiatus is the source of this 645-nucleotide messenger RNA. Its product is annotated as inosine triphosphate pyrophosphatase. Gene Ontology annotation, molecular function: nucleoside triphosphate diphosphatase activity. The record is from RefSeq and is a predicted model, not a curated record. Lineage: Eukaryota; Fungi; Mucoromycota; Mucoromycetes; Mucorales; Cunninghamellaceae. Gene Ontology annotation, biological process: nucleoside triphosphate catabolic process. The transcript has 7 exons. Bases 23 to 589 code for a protein of 188 amino acids. Gene Ontology annotation, cellular component: cytoplasm.
UUUGAACAGAAUAGAUAAUACAAUGGCAUCAGCUGGAUUGCGCAAACUUGUAUUCGUGACAGGGAACAAGAAUAAAUUGGUUGAAGUACAAGAAAUCUUCAAGGAUGUAGUUGAUAUUGAAUCUCAUAAAGUGGAUUUGCCUGAACUUCAAGGUACAUCAAGAGACAUUGCAGCAGAGAAGGUGAAAAUGGCUGCUGAUAUUAUUCAAGGACCAUGUAUCACUGAAGAUACAUGUUUAUGCUUCAAUGCAUUAAAUGGGUUACCUGGACCAUAUAUAAAAUGGUUCGUAGAAUCCGUUGGCUUGGAUGGGUUAAACAAGAUGUUGGUUGGCUUUGAGGAUAAGACUGGGUACGCUUUGUGUACCAUUGCAUAUUGUAAAGGACCUGGCCAUGAACCCGUGAUCUUUGAAGGCAUCACUAAAGGUAAUAUUGUACCAGCACGUGGCCCACCCAAUUUUGGUUGGGAUCCUGUAUUUCAACCUGAAGGAUUCCAUCAAACAUAUGCUGAAAUGCCAAAAGAAAUCAAGAAUACCAUUUCUCAUCGAUUUAGAGCAUUAGAAAAAUUGAAAGGAUUCUUUUUAGAAAAUUAGUUGAAUAUAUUGUAGAAUAAAGAAAUAAGAACAAUUAUCAUUUUUAGUGUUGAAAA